This is a messenger RNA of Camelus dromedarius (Arabian camel), 2778 nucleotides long. Its product is annotated as patched domain-containing protein 3. The coding region runs from base 1 to 2778 and encodes 925 amino acids. The transcript is spliced from 4 exons. NCBI's taxonomy places the organism in Eukaryota, Metazoa, Chordata, Mammalia, Artiodactyla, Camelidae. The record is from RefSeq and is a predicted model, not a curated record. Gene Ontology annotation, cellular component: membrane.
AUGGCCGCUCCGUCCAGUGGCUGCUUUCCAAUGUGGUGCCCUUCCUUGCGGAAAGUGGGCCUCAAACCCUCCAAGGUUGUGCUGGAGAUGGAGGCAGGGCCUGGGCCAGACUCUGAGAGGAGCGGGUCGCAACCGCCCGAAGGGCCGGACCCGGAGCACGUCGUGGCCUCGCGGCAGGAGAGUGAGAGCCCCCUGGGGUCAAGUCAGCAACCCCUGCCAGCGACAGAGUCAGAAACCCAGCUGCUGGGGGGGCCCCGCUGCCACACCAACUGCCUGGAGGCGCCUCUCUCCCGGGCCUUCCGAAGGCUGGGGUGGGAGGUGGGCUCGCACCCCUGGAUCUUCCUGCUGCUGCCUGUGAUUCUAACAGCCAUCCUGGGCACUGGCCUGAUCUACCUGCCCGAGGGCAAAGAAAACCUCGAGGAGCAUUACACCCCCAUAGGGAGCCCGGCCAAGGCCGAGCGGCGCUUUGUGCAGAAGCACUUCAUCGCCAAAGACCAUGACCACUUCUCCGUCUCCAGGCAGAGCACCGAGGCCAGUUACGCAUCAAUUCUAGUGGUCUCCAACAGCAACUCGCUGCUGGAACAAGACGUCCUUUCGGAAAUCAGUCAGCUGGACGAGAUGGUGCAGGCUUUGUCUUUGACCAACGAAAAUGGAACCCAGAUCCACUACCAACAGGUGUGCUCUUCGAACCAGGGCCACUGCGUGCCCUCCAACCCGCUCCUGUUCGCCUGGAAAAGGAACAGUAACCUCAACCUGAGAAACAUCACCUUUCCCAUCUAUACGCUAGGCUAUCAGGUCCUCUACCUGGCCAAUCUUCUUGGAGGAACUGUCUUAGGUGACAGUGUGGGACGGAGCCAGUUACUUCUGGAGGCCAAAGCCAUGCGACUGCAGUACUACCUGAAAACCGAGGACGCAGGGGAUAACGAGCGCAGCAAGGCGUGGUUGAUGCAUUUCCUGCAGGAGUUCGGCAACAUGGAAAAGAGUCUGGCCUUGAAGAAGAUCCAGGUGGUCUUCUUUACGUCACUUUCUAGACAACUGGAAUUUGAGGCAACUUCUAGGACAGUGAUCCCUCUGUUUUACAUGGCAUACCUUCUAAUCGUACUAUUUGCAAUCACAUCAUGCUACAGGUGUGACUGUGCACGAAACCAAAUGUGGGUGGCAGCCUUUGGAGUGAUUUCUGUCGUCUUGGCAGUGGUGAGCAGCUUCGGCCUGUUAUUGUUCAUUGGGGUGCCAUUUGUGACCAUAGUUGCAAAUUCACCAUUUCUUGUUCUAGGUGUUGGGGUCGAUGACAUGUUUAUCAUGAUUUCUGCCUGGUGGAAGACCAGCGUCACGGAUAGCAUAAGAAAGCGGAUGUCUGACGUCUAUUCAGAAGCGGCAGUGUCCAUUACAAUCACCACUGUCACCAACGUCCUGGCCUUCUAUACAGGGAUCAUGACCUCUUUCAGGUCCGUACAAUACUUUUGCAUCUACACGGGAACAACCCUAUUCUUUUGUUAUUUAUAUAACAUCACCUGUUUUGGAGCAUUUAUGGCCCUGGAUAGUAAAAGAAAUGUGGUCUGUCUACACUGGUUGAAGAAGCCAGAAACUCCUGACCAAAAAUGUUCCUCGUUAAAAAAGUGCUGUUGUUUCCCAUAUGGUUCUCUCCCAGAUGAACAUCAGACAGGUGCCCACCCAGUGAGUCUGUUGUUUAGAGACUACUUUGGUCCCUUCCUCACCAACACUGUGUCCAAGUGUUUUGUAGUGCUUACAUACGUGUUGUAUAUUGUAAGCGGUAUACUUGGGUGUUUCCAAGUGCAGGAAGGUUUAGACCUUCGGAAUUUAGCAAGCGACGACUCCUACAUCGCACCAUAUUUCAAUGUGGAAGAAGAGAAUUUUUCAAGUUACGGUCCCAGAGUUAUGGUCAUCAUUACUGAACCUCUUGACUACUGGGAUAAGGAUGCUAGGCAAAAGCUGGAAAACUGUCUGGCAGAUUUUGAAAACAGUGACUAUGCAGAUAAAAAUCUUACAGAGUUUUGGUUACGAGACUAUGUGCAAUUUAUGGACAGUCACCACCAAGAUAUAAAUAAUAAGAAUUCUUUUAUACACAAUAUUCCCAGUUUUGAAUCAGAUUUUCCACUUUUUAUGUAUGAUAUUAAUAUUACAUCAGAUGAAAUCAUUUGCUCCCGGGCCUUCAUUCAGACCAUGGGUAUUUCUUCUUCAACCAAUAAGAAGCUGAUGUUACGCCAGUUCCGAGAUUUGGCUGAAAAGUGUGAAAUUCCCCUAAUGGUGUAUAACCAGGCAUUCAUAUAUUUUGAUCAGUAUGCUGCAAUAUUAGAAAACACGAUUCAAAAUGUAAUUGUUGCAUCAGCAGCCAUGUUAAUUGUUUCCUUAUUGUUAAUUCCACACCCUCUCUGUUGCUUGUGGGUAACUUUCUCUAUUGCUUCUGUGAUUGUGGGAGUAACAGGUUUCAUGGCGUUCUGGAAUGUCAACCUUGACUCCAUAUCCAUGAUUAAUCUUGUCAUUUGUAUAGGGUUUUCUUUUGAUUUUUCUGCGCACAUUUCCUACGCGUUUGUUUCCAGUCCAAAGCCCUCAGUAAACCAAAAAACCAUCGAGGCAUUGUAUCUGCUAGGCUACCCCGUGUUACAAAGUGCAAUUUCAACAAUAAUAGGGGUGUGUGCCUUAUCUGCAGCUAAAGCAUACGUCUUCAGGACAUUUUUUAAGAUUAUGCUUCUUGUUAUGGUAUUUGGAGCUGCUCAUGGCCUAAUUUUUAUUCCUGUAUUCUUAACCUUUUUUUUUUAA